CCACGAGACUGGCACGUUAUUCAAACAAGGCCCAUCGACAGUGGGACGCAAAAGAUCAACGGUCCAGAUUACCGAAUUGUGGCCCCCAAUUGCCAGAAUUGGAAACCCGUGCAUCCGGUGCAGAGCCUCGGGCCAUCGAAGUUGCAACUCGUCUCCGUCUAUAACGACGCCCCGUAUUGUUGGCGGGAAUUCCAGAAAGAUCGAAGUCCUUUCAUCCCUUCAAAAGCUGUGCUGAAAAACCCUCAAACCCUACCAUUUCCAUUCCCCAUCUUCGAUUUUUCGCCCACGGUUCAUCGUUACGGAUUCAAUCUCCCUCUAUCCGUUCGUUUUUUAGGGUUAGUAAAAAGAUCUCCAAUUCCAGAGAUGGAAGAACAUAUACGGGAAUCCGACGGGAAUUCGAUUUCGAUGCCGUCAACGUCGUCGCCUCUUGGUCGUGUUGUGAACACACUGCUCAGUUCUCGCUCCCGGCAGCUCGAAGCUGCCGUCUCUCGGUUCGGCUCUAGUUCGCAGAGAAGUUCUGGAGCCUUACUGGAUGAUUCCCUCUGUUAUCUUCAAAAUUACGUAAGGGACGCUGUGGAGAAGAGGGAGCCAUUGGAUCAAAUUCUCAUUCCGAUGAUUGAACAUUCUUUGAAGUCAAAGGGUUCGAAGCAACACAAGCAAGUAUUGAUUCUUCUUAAUUGGCUCUUUCAAGAUGAUCUUCUCUUCAAAGCUGUUUCAAGUAAUCUCGCAGAAAUUAUUAUGAGAAAGGAGGACCACUACAUUUCCCUGGGAUGGUGCACGUUAGUGCGUAGCCUCAUAGAUCAUGAGCUAACCUCGAUUCAAUUUUCAGAUAUAGGUAAACAAGAAAAGCGCAAUACUUUAUUGAAGACUCUAUGCCAGUCAAUUUUUCAUCUUUCAUCCAUCAUACAUAAAGGAAGCACUCUGCAGGAUGGAUUUGAAUUGCCAACCCGCCUUUCUGUCGCUGCUGCUGAUUGCAUCUUAGUUCUCACUGAAGCCUUAACCAAAAAACCUCUGCCUUCUGAUGUUUCAAGCAGCAGAACAAAACCAUCUAACUCUAAUGCAACGAAUCGGCUAGUCACCUUGGUGCCUACUGACAGCCGUGAGAAGGAAAGGAGUUCAACUAGUAGACUACCACAAGGCUCAGAAAAUAUGGAAAUGGAUUUGUUGCUUUGGGAUCAUAUGGAGGAACUUACUACUCUUGUGCAGAAGCUCCAGGCUUGGAGCAGAAAAAGCCGACCUUUGCAUGCAAAGGGGCUGGAGCGAGUACUGAAGUGGUUGCAGCAUAUAAGAGGUUAUUAUGGUUCCCCUAAAGAUGAGGCAGGUGGUAAUCUGCUGAAGACUGGAGUAUUGCUGCUUUCUUCUUGUUGGAGGCAUUAUGUGAUGCUUUUGUUCUUAGAGGAUCGCAGAUCUUCUCAACGAUACAUAGAAAUGCUGGAUCAAUAUCUAUCUGCUAUCCAGUUUUACACUCAAGAUAACACUGAUGAGCAUCCUGGAAAAAUGAAUAGUGGUAUGGAGACUAGAAAGUUUUUCUUGAACUGCAUGUCCCUUCUUUGGGGACGCCUUGACGGUAACCAAUUUGAAAUUGCAAUGUCUGAAAGGGGACCACAGAUAUCAAAUCUCCUGUUAUCACAGCUUCAAUGUACUGAUGAAGAUGUGAUAGAGGGGGCAUUGAGCAUCUUAAGGGGUAUCAUCUUCAAGACGGGUUUUUCUUCAACUGGAAGCAAUCUUCUUGACUCUCAUCAGAUGGAAGCUGUGUUACCCUUAUUGCUAAACCUUCUAGAUGAAAGAGAUUCCGCUGCAAGAGCUGUGGUGUUUUUCUAUGCAGAAUAUUGCUCUCUAAAUCCAGAUUGUCAAUGCCUUCAAGAAAUUUUCAAACGCCUUGAUUUUGGAAAUCAGUGCCAGAGGAGGAAUGCCAUUGAUGUUAUUUCGGAAUUUAUCCGUAUUUAUUCAGAUUCAGGAAAAAUGCUUCCUCCAUCAGUAAGAAAAGAUAUUGCAGAACACUUGCUAGAUCGCCUUGGAGAUGAAGAAAUUGACAUUCGUGUGCAAGCAUCCAACUUAAUCCCAGAGAUAGGUCCUCAUUUUGUUUUGCCUGCAUUACUUCGCCUAGUGUACUCACCGGAUGAAAGAGUGCAGUCAUGUGCAAGUGAUGCAGUGGUUGCAGUGCUCAAACGUCAUAACCAGAAUUUUGAUGUGAUAACUAUGCUGCUCGACAGUCUCAGCAACCUCAGUCAGAACCCCAAUCUUUUCAAGACACCAGGGCAGAGAGAAGGUGCGCUACACAGUGGUUUGAUAUUACAAUCAGGUUCUAAAUUGGAUGCUGAUUUGGUACUAAGGCUGAUCCCAAAAUGGUCAGAAAGUGUACAAGAUUGGAGCAUAUUGAUUGAACCACUGAUUGAUAAGAUGUUUUCAGAUCCUUCAAAUGCAAUCAUUGUCCGAUUUCUUAGCUAUAUAAGUGAGCACUUGGCGGAAGCAGGGGAUGUGGUCCUCUAUCGUAUUCUCUUCCAUGCUCAAGGGCAGAAAGAGAUGGAUGAGAAUUUGCUUUCAAAAUGUGGUAAUAGAACCUUUACAAGUGAUGAUUCUGUUGAAUUAAAGGGUUCUCUAUUUAAUCGCCUUUGCCCUUUGCUCAUAAUCCGGCUGCUUCCAUUGAGAAUCUUUAAUGAUCUGAAUUCUUCUAUUAUGUAUGGUCAACUUCUCAAUCAAGAUGUGUUGCAUGAUAAUGGAAGUUUCAUGAUCAACAACUAUGACUGUGUUGCUGCUCUUUUGAUAAACAGGGCAUUUAAUUUGUUUGAAUUUGAAGAUGUUCGUAAGCUUGCAGCUGAGCUUUGUGGGCGUCUUCAUCCCCAAGUGCUCCUUCCCAUUAUUGGAUCUCUUCUAGACAAUGCUGCACAUGGACGAGAUAUACAGAAGCUGAAGACAUGCUUAUUUGCAAUUUGCACCUCGCUCGUGGUUAGGGGCGGGGAUUCAGCUUUGCACCAUGAUAUGGUCAAAAUUAGAAAAAUAUUGGAAAGGGUACUGUUGUUGUGGCCUUCUGCGGACAGUGAUGAAGUUUCCAAGGUGCAGCAUGGAUGUAUCGAUUGUCUAGCAUUGAUGAUUUGUGCCGAAUUACAAGCCCCAGGAUCAUCGAAAGAUUUGACCCAGAGCGAGGUCAGGAUUGUAGGAGAGCAGAUGAAUUGUCCUGGCAAUGGCGCUGUGAUGAGCUCAGUCCUCACUUAUGUGAUGCAGAGAUUGAUAUGUGAUAAGAAUGCGAUUACCCUGACAGAUUCAGAUGAAAACGCAUGCCAUCGGGAGAGUCAGUCAGGCGAACAAACUCCAGAUUCAGUGCUAAUGAAGAGUGAAAGCCUGAUUGAGCCAUCUAUCCCACUUUCUUUUCGUCUAUGCAUGGCCAAUGUCCUUAUUAGUGCUUGCCAGAAGAUCUCAAGCUCAGGCAAGCAUGCAUUCGCUCGUAGAGCUCUUCCAGAGCUCAUUCGUACCGUUGAGGUAGUAGCAGACUCUGUAGUUAGAGCCGCAUGCCUGCAGGUUCUAUUUUCGGCUGUUUACCACCUCAAAUCCGCAGUUCUUCCGCAUUCUCCUGAUUUACUCAAGCUUUCAAUUAAAGCACUUAGAAAAGGAUCAGAGAAGGAGAGAGUGGCGGGUGCGAAGCUAAUGGCAUCCCUCAUGGCAAGUGAAGAUGUGAUCAUUGAGAGUAUAUCAUCUGGUCUAUUGGAAGCAAAAUCUGUUCUGGUAAGUAUCUCCUUGAAGGAUUCUUCACCAGAAUUACGACAGUUGUGUGAAAAGUUGCUGUCAUGUAUUACUCCUCCCUUAGACUAUAUCCUUGGUUCCAUUUAAGCAGCGACCCAUUCAGGUGUGCAUGGCAUCGACUCUGGACACUAGUGUACAGCUCUUCUUCUCUUGUAUAUUUCUGUGGUGGAACAAUGACGUUGGCUACAACACCUUUUUUUUUUAUAAAAAUAAAAAUAAUAAUACUUUUUCAUUUUUCACACGAAAGCAUGCGAAAUUGUUGUAGAAGUGGCUUCAGCUUCUCGGUUGAUCUACAACCCGUGGCAGAGCCCCUGCCAGAUGCAAUUCGCUUAAUAGUGGAAAGAUGUUUUCGUUUUACAUUUUCUUUCUUGGAAAGUGACUUUUAACCGGAUCUUGACCAAA
This is a messenger RNA of Magnolia sinica, 4140 nucleotides long. RefSeq lists its product as uncharacterized. The record is from RefSeq and is a predicted model, not a curated record. The transcript is spliced from 24 exons. NCBI's taxonomy places the organism in Eukaryota, Viridiplantae, Streptophyta, Magnoliopsida, Magnoliales, Magnoliaceae. Bases 364 to 3825 code for a protein of 1153 amino acids.